Molecule: messenger RNA, 2070 nt
Organism: Trematosphaeria pertusa
Lineage: Eukaryota; Fungi; Ascomycota; Dothideomycetes; Pleosporales; Trematosphaeriaceae
Exons: 5
Coding region: 1-2070 (689 amino acids)
Biological process (GO): amino acid transmembrane transport
Cellular component (GO): membrane
Molecular function (GO): amino acid transmembrane transporter activity
Source: RefSeq, a predicted model, not a curated record
AUGGGGUUCCAUGUGCAGACAGGCGCGGCGGGCUCAUUAUCGUGUGCGACGGGCGUAGCUGGGGGUGUUACUAGAGGGAGCCGGCCGCCCUCCCCGAGGCCUCCUCGCGGCUCUCCAUGUACGAAGGCGCCUCUAGCACGCCGCCAGCACGGGCUGCUAGGUCGGACGACUACGAACCAGCCCCUCGGCGGGCUAUCGUUUAGUGGUCUGAAUGAGGAUGAUGACGUCGUCGCCGACAUCGACGCACCGGCUGUCGAUAGCGGUGCAGCGGAUGGUGGGUGGGGCGACUGGGUCGUAAAGACGUUCGACCACCAAGGUCCCAGGCGAAGGACAGUUUUACAUUGCUUUAGACACGUUCGUCAAACCAAACUCUCCUACCGAAGAUCUCCAUCAAGAUUCUCAACCCGCAACCCACAACCCGCAACCCGCCUGCAACCCGCAAUCCACAACCACCCAAAACCCACAACCCGCAACCCGCAACCUGCACCCUGCACCCUGCAACUCGCAAACUGCAAACUGCAACCUACAACCCGUAACCUACGACUCACGACGCCCGACAACAGCACAUGCAUCUACAUCGACGAAAACAACGCAGUGCGCAUCGAGCAUCCUUACAAGUCGCGCCGUUUUGUUUUUCGGCUUGGACGUGUUAGAGAGGCAGAUCUCAAGAACUUUACCGACACGGCUGAGGAGAUUUCGCCCAACAAUGCGCAGACAGCCGCUGCCGACGACAAGGCACCCCUUCCUGACGACCAGGCACCAGUUGCCAAUGACCAGACAACCAUUGCUGGCAACCGGACGCCCCUUUCCCAUAGCCACCAACGCUACGUGGACCUUCUGCGCAACCGUGGAGAUUCGGACGCUCAGUCGGACGCCGCAUUCGCUUGCUGGGCCGCUACUGGGGGAAAGGGGCAAUUGGAGGGGGGAAAGGGGCUAUUGAAUAUCAUCUCAUCUCUUCAAUAUCCAAUCCCAGGGGCUCCUGGCCCUGAAGCGAAAAUCUCAUUCUCCCACCACCCCACAGGCCUCUUCGUCGGCUCCGGCCAAGCCCUGCAUAUGGGCGGCCCCGUCAUCCUCUUCACCGUCUACCUCCUGCUCACGCUGCUCGUCUUCGGCAUCGUCACUUGUACCACGGAGCUCUCCAGCUACCUGCCCGUCCCCGGCUUCAGCAUGUCGUACAACGGGGCGCGCUUCUUCUCGCCCUCGUUCGGCUUCGCCCUCGGCUGGAUGUACUGGUACAUAUUCGCCAUCACGAUGCCCCCGGAGAUCACGGUCACGAACCUGAUCAUCGGCUACUGGGCGCCUCCGUUCGCGGGCCACGACGCCGUCUUCAUCACGCUGCUGUUCGGCGUGAUUGUGGGGCUGAACUGCUUCCCCGUGAGCGUGUACGGGGAGACGGAGUUCUGGAUUGCGAGCAUGAAGGUGUUUGGCAUUAUCGGGCUGCUGUCUAUGGCCGUUGUGCUAGUGCUUGGCGGCGGGCCGACGCACGAUCGUCUGGGGUUCCGGUCCUGGAUUAACCCUGGGCCGGCGAUUCGCUACCUCGUUGGCGGAUUUGCCGGCUUGUUCCCGGCGUUUCCGGGCGUCCUGUGCUUCUCCGUGUUUGCGUUUGCGUUUGCGCCCGAGCUGCUCGUCGUGACGGGCGGCGAAAUGGAGUCGCCGCGGUGCAACCUGCCAACGGCUGGGAAACGCUAUUUCUACAGGCUGGUGCUGUUCUACUGCCUCGGAACACUGGCGGCUGGCCUCAUCGUCCCCUCGAAUGCGGCCGACCUUCGCGUCCUCGCCUGGGCCAUCGGCGCGCAGCUCGCGGGCAUCAAGGUCCUCGACUCCGUCAUCAACGGCAUCAUUCUCGCAUCGGCGUGGAGCGCGGGGAGCUCGUAUCUGUACCUGGCGAGCCGGUCGAUGGCGCUCGCGGGCAACGCGCCCGCUAAGUGCACAAAAUCCGGGAUCCCGUACAAUGUGCUGAUAGCGUCGGCCUCGAUUCCGCCGGCGGCCUACAUGAAUCUCAGCGCGAUGGGGUCGACCGUCUUCAACUGGUUCGUCAAUCUAAUCAACACGGGCGCGUUCCAGUCGUGA